Arxiozyma heterogenica is the source of this 1908-nucleotide messenger RNA. It is a transcript of the gene ARE1, whose product is annotated as sterol acyltransferase. NCBI's taxonomy places the organism in Eukaryota, Fungi, Ascomycota, Saccharomycetes, Saccharomycetales, Saccharomycetaceae. Bases 1 to 1908 code for a protein of 635 amino acids. Gene Ontology annotation, biological process: ergosterol metabolic process. Gene Ontology annotation, cellular component: endoplasmic reticulum membrane. Gene Ontology annotation, molecular function: ergosterol O-acyltransferase activity. The transcript has a single exon. The record is from RefSeq and is a predicted model, not a curated record.
AUGACAGUUGAAGAAAACAAUUUAUUGCAAGAUGAACAAUUUCUCAAAAUACAAAAAUUGAAUUCUAUAGACGGUACUGGAAGACGCAGAUCACUAGUCUAUGACAAACCUGUCCCUGGAUUAGAUAUUAAUCAUGACAGAUCAAGUGAAUUGGUAAAAGAUCCUCUUGGAGUUGACUCUUUAGCUAAUGACGGAAAUAGUGCCAUUAAACCAGUUGUCACAUCAAUCGAUGAUGUGGAGGGUAGAGAUUCUAUCUUAAAAAAUUAUUUAGCUAGACUACAUCAAAUGGAGAAAAGAAGAUACCGUAAAGGGCAAGAGUCUGUUAUUUCUUUCUUCUCUGAUGUGGACUUUGAUACAAGACCAUCAAUGUUGGAUGCUACCAUAGCUGAACCAAUAAUCACGUCCUUUGAUGGCCCUGUCUUAGAAAAGCAAAUCAAAGCAGUUGAAAAGUCAAAGAGAUUUAGCAAGCAGUCAUUGUCAUCAACAAGUUUAAAUGAUUCUACAACUAGCCCUACUCCUACUCUUACUAAUGAUGACGAAAAGAGCCUUGAUAAAAAAUCAGUUGACUCGGACUCAAAUUCAUCCAAUAGACAUGAGAAGAACCGUGUAGUUAUGAUUACAUAUGAAUCGGACUUUACAGGAAUGUAUAUUAUGAUGUGGAUGCUUUUUGGAUGGAUUGCAAUCAGAGGUCUUGUUGAUUAUUCCGUCUCGCAUAAUGGUGACUUAUUGAAUAUGCCAAUACUCAAAGCCAUGACUGAAAGAUGGGGACAGAUUUUCUUAUUUGACGUGAUUAUGUGGUUAACCAGUUUUGUUACCGUUUUUAUCCAAUAUUUAGUCAAAUGGAAAGUUAUUGAGUGGGAUGUUACCGGAAGAUAUCUUUCAGUUUUUCUUGAGUUAGCUCAUGCUACAUUCUUCAAUUACAUAUCCUCAAUGUACUUAAAUUUCAAUUGGAUCACAAGAGUCUUCAUUUUUUUACAUUCAAUGGUAAUUUUAAUGAAAUUCCAUUCAUUUGCCUUUUUUAAUGGUUAUCUAUGGAACAUCAAGAAAGAAUUAGAUUAUUCUAAGGCUGCACUUGCUAAAUAUAAGGAUGUUGCAUCACAGGAUAUCAUUGAGACUUUAAAAAGAUCACAAGAAUUCUGUGAAUUUGAACUAUCAUCCCAAAAUUCAACAAUUAAGUUCCCAGAUAACAUUUCGUUUAAAAGUUACUUCAUGUUUACACUUUUCCCUACAUUGAUAUAUCAAUUUGAAUAUCCAAGGACGGAAAGAAUCAGAUGGUGGUACGUCGUGGAAAAACUUUGUGCAAUUUUUGGUAUAAUCUUCUUAAUGAUCAUGAAUGCGCAAUUGUUUGUAUACCCUGCCUGUGAUAACGUUAGAAAAUUACGUGGGCAAUCUUCGUUAGAUUUGAAAACACGUACGAAGGAAUGGUUCUAUCUGUUGGCAGAAAUUAUUCCACCAAUCACUAUUGAAUAUUUAUUAGUUUUUUAUUUAAUUUGGGAUGCAAUCUUAAAUUGUGUGGCUGAAUUAACAAGGUUUGCCGACAGGUAUUUUUAUGGGGACUGGUGGAAUUGCGUUGUUUGGUCUGAAUUUGCACGUAUUUGGAAUGUUCCUGUACAUAAAUUUUUAUUGAGACAUAUAUACCAUAGUUCUAUGAAUCACUGGAAAUUAAGCACUGUUCAGGCCACAAUGUUCACAUUUUUUUUAAGUGCAAUCUUACAUGAACUGUGUAUGAUAAUUAUUUAUAGAAAAGUUAGACCAUACCUAUUCUUAUUUCAAUUAUCACAAUUGCCAAUGACUUUCAUAACAGUGCAUACGAGAUUGAAGGAGUGGCCCACUCUUUGCAACAUACUAUUUAUAUUUGGUGUUUGUACUGGACCCUCUGUGAUUACGUGCCUAUAUAUGAUCUAUUAA